AGUGAUUGCCUCUGGGUUACCGCGCAGGCGCAAGAUAAGCGAGGCGCCGCGAGUUGUAGAGGCGCUGUUUGCGGGUCUCUGUGCGGGACCGGGACGCCGCGGGGUCCCUGAGGCGAGGGUGUCAUGUCAGACAACGAGGACAAUUUUGAUGGUGACGACUUUGAUGAUGUGGAGGAGGAUGAAGGGCUAGAUGACUUGGAGAAUGCUGAAGAGGAAGGCCAGGAGAAUGUCGAGAUCCUCCCCUCUGGGGAGCGACCGCAGGCCAACCAGAAGCGAAUCACCACACCAUAUAUGACCAAGUACGAGCGAGCCCGUGUGCUGGGCACCCGAGCGCUCCAGAUUGCGAUGUGUGCCCCUGUGAUGGUAGAGCUGGAGGGGGAGACAGAUCCUCUGCUCAUUGCCAUGAAGGAACUCAAGAGGCGGUGGCUCAGAGAGGAGUGACUCACCUGAGGCCCCGUGGCCAAUGCGUGGUGGAUGGAAGUACAUGGAACGCCAGAGCCAGGCUGGUGACCAAUGCUGGUGGUGGGGACUGGUCAGGGUGGCCACCAGGGAGGCGAUGUGAGGACACGGUCCAGACUGAUGAAACAGGUGACGGGGGCAGGCACAGGGGGAGGGAGGUUUCAAGGACGCCCCUCAGUUUCUGGCCCAGGUGACCAGGUGGAAGGUCAUUUCCUGAGUGAGGGACACAGCAGGACAGACAGGCUUGAGGAGGGACUGUUGGGAUAUCUGGAGUCUAGGAGAGGAUCUGGGCGGGGGAUGGAGGGGAGGGCGGAAUGAGCUCAUGGGGCAAGUGGAAGGCUAGUGGGCAGUGGAAGAGCUCCAGCCCCCAGAGACCCAGCCAAGGUCAAGUAAUAACGACAGUAGACGUUACGUAGCCUUGACUCUGUGCAGACCUCAUCCUGCGUCCUUACAUUAACUCAUUGAACCCUCUCAACCAUUAUCAAAUUGGAGCCACCAUUAUCACCCCCAUUUUAUAGUUGGGGAAACUGAGGCAAGAGACAUUAAGCCUGCAGUGUUGGAAUAGGCAAAUCUGUAGAGAAAGGAACGUGGGUGAGUGGUGGGCUGGGGAGGAUCAUAGCUAACGGGCACAGGCUUUCUUUUUUGGGUGAUGAAAAUAUUCUAAAAUGACUGUGAAAAUAUUGCACAACGCUGUGAAUAUGCAGAAACCCACUGAAUUGUAUGCUUUAAAUGUGUGAAUUGUAUAGUAUUUGAAUUUCACCUCAGUAGAGCUGUUACCAAAAAGCA
Mandrillus leucophaeus (drill) is the source of this 1245-nucleotide messenger RNA. RefSeq names its product polymerase (RNA) II (DNA directed) polypeptide F (gene POLR2F). Gene Ontology annotation, molecular function: DNA binding; DNA-directed RNA polymerase activity. NCBI's taxonomy places the organism in Eukaryota, Metazoa, Chordata, Mammalia, Primates, Cercopithecidae. The coding region runs from base 124 to 441 and encodes 105 amino acids. The record is from RefSeq and is a predicted model, not a curated record. Gene Ontology annotation, biological process: DNA-templated transcription. The transcript is spliced from 5 exons. Gene Ontology annotation, cellular component: RNA polymerase III complex; RNA polymerase I complex; nucleus.